AUGAUGGACGAUCUCUCGAUGCAUUUUGCUACAACCCCCGUCCUAUAUCGUGUCUUGACUGCGAAUUCUAAUCGCCGAGACUCUGCCGUUAUGGGUAUGGUACUAGGUGCUGUAUUAGUAUUUCUUGUAACAUUCCAUGUGAUGACCGAUGAGCUGCUCGUCCACUCGGUCUCAUUUCCGGACGCUGCCGGGCUCAGCUACCCGACGACAGAUCUGGGGAAUACGAUUUUCAACCUUGGGUAUUGGCUUUGGAUAGUUGACCAGUGGGCGUGUGGGUUCUUGACAAAGGCGCGAGAAGCAAUAGGUCUUCCCUAUGCUUUUAUACUAGAGCUUCACGGGUGGUGGCAUAUCUGUACUGGAAUUGGGGCCUACACCUUUGUCGCUGUUGUAGACCAUCUGGUCUCCGGUGAGAACCUAAGCCAGCAGUCGUUCGCCUGGCCUGCUUCCUGGGCAUCGACGUCAAUUUUCGCCGGACGAGAACCUGUGGACAAGGUUAACGAGAAACAAAAGUGA
Penicillium verrucosum is the source of this 513-nucleotide messenger RNA. RefSeq lists its product as uncharacterized. Lineage: Eukaryota; Fungi; Ascomycota; Eurotiomycetes; Eurotiales; Aspergillaceae. Gene Ontology annotation, cellular component: endoplasmic reticulum membrane. The transcript is spliced from 5 exons. Gene Ontology annotation, biological process: ceramide catabolic process; ceramide biosynthetic process. The coding region runs from base 1 to 513 and encodes 170 amino acids. The record is from RefSeq and is a predicted model, not a curated record.